AGAAUAUUAAAUGACCAAUAGGCGUCCGGCGUGUGCGCAAGAGGGCGGCGUCGACUCAGUGUUGGAAUGCUGCCUCUCAGAAUGUUUUCCACUUUCAAUCACUUUUUUUCUCUCUUUCCUUCUCACAACGGCGCUCUUUAAGCUCCGGUGCGCGAUACAGAGCGGCCAUUCAUUGAAGGGCAAACCAAACGAGGGGGCAGGGGACAGGGCGAGCGUCACACUGGUGGACAGGGGAACGCACGAACUCCCGUGUUGAACGGGCGACCUCCUAAACUCUGCAUUGGCGACAUCGGUGGAAGUGAAUGAGAAGUGCAAAGGACAGGAUUUGGGUACAUUCGAUUACGCACGAGUAGGCUAUGGGUUUACGCGUGGCAUAUAGGAAUAAUUCCAUAUAAAGGAGCGAAUCCGGACCACAUCUCUCAGCUGUAGCUUAAAGUUUUGCAUUCUCUGAACGAAUUUACAAAAUUUCCCUGCAAGGAUAUUUUUUGUUGCCAAUCGAUAAUAGCCCAUACAUUAAAAUGUCUGGAGAGGAGCACAGUCUAUCCGAGGCAGAGUUGAGUCCCGGGGGCUCAGAUGAUGGUCACUCUCUGUCACCGGCACACUCCGGGGCCACCGGCGGCCGGGACUCCCCGCUCAUCGGUCCGUCGCAGCAACUGACGGGGCUUUCUGGCGCAGAUGGCGGCGGAGAAGACGGUGGACUAGUACCCAAGUCAGAGGUGGAUAUGGACCGGUUCCCCAUCGGCAUCCGCGAGGCGGUCAGCCAGGUGCUGGACGGAUACGACUGGACGCUCGUGCCCAUGCCCGUGCGCGUAAACAACGGGAACAAGAGCAAGCCGCACGUGAAGAGACCGAUGAACGCCUUCAUGGUGUGGGCGCAGGCCGCGCGCCGUAAACUGGCGGACCAGUAUCCUCACCUGCACAACGCGGAGCUCAGCAAGACACUCGGCAAACUGUGGAGGCUCCUGAAUGAGAGUGACAAGAGGCCUUUCAUUGAGGAGGCGGAGCGACUGCGGAAACAACAUAAGAAGGACUACCCAGAGUACAAGUACCAGCCCCGCAGACGCAAGAACGGCAAGCUGGGGACCAAUGGUGAGGGAGGGGAGGGAGCAGAGGGGGAGGGCAGCCACGCCCAGUCCCAUUACAAGGCCCUCCACCUGGAUGUGCACAGUACAGGGGCUGGGUCCCCCCUGGCCGACCUCCACCACCAUCAUCACCACCACCCUGCAGGUCAGGGUCACAGCCCGCCAACACCCCCCACCACCCCAAAGACAGAGCUCCAGUCUGGAAAGAUGACGGAGGGGAAGAGGGAGGGCGGAGGUGGCUCAGGGUCCUCCCGUGGAGGAGGCCUGGGGGUAGGAGCAGAGGGGGCCUCCGGGGGCCAUUCAUCAGCGGGCGGGAAACCCCACAUCGACUUCUGCACCAUGGACAUCGGCGAGAUCAGCCACGACGUGAUGGCCAACAUCGAGCCCUUCGACGUCAACGAGUUUGACCAGUACCUGCCGCCCAACGGGCACCCGGGGGUCGGCCAGGGCGGCGCCGCCACAUCAAGCUCCUCCGCUACAUCCUACGCCUACGCCCUCGCCGCCGCCAGCGGUCACUCAGCCGCCUGGCUCUCCAAGCAGCAUCAGCAUCAACAGCCCUCCCCCUCUGCCUCAGACGCCACCAAGGCCCAGAUCAAGAGUGAGUCCGGUGCCGGGAGCCACUACGCAGAGACUUCCUCCUCUUCGUCAGGAACCCACGUCACCUACACCCCCCUCAGCCUCCCCCACUAUGGAUCAGCCUUCCCCUCGCUGCCCUCCAGGGCCCAGUUUGAGUACGGGGAGCACCAGGCACCGGGGCCGUACUACACCCACUCCAGCCAGGCCCCGGGGCUGUACUCAGCCUUCUCCUACAUGGGGCCCAGCCAGAGGCCCCUCUACACUACCAUCACUGACCCCUCCAGCGUGGCCCAGUCUCACAGUCCUACACAUUGGGAGCAGCCUGUCUAUACCACCCUGUCACGGCCAUGAGAGACUGAGAUGCAUGGGAUUGGAUGUGUGUGUGUGUGCGUCUCUACACCACCUUCUCACGACCCUGAGAAAGGGAUAAAGAAAGACAAAGAUUGGAAGAGUGGCUACUGAAUAAAUGUGUGUGUGUGUGUGUGUGUGUGUGUGUGUGUGUGUGUGUGUGUGUGUGUGUGUGUGUGUGUGUGUGUGUGUGUGUGUGUGUGUGUGUGUGUGUGUGUGUGUGUGUGUGUGUGUGUGUGUGUGUGUGUGUGUGUGUGUGUGUGUGUGUGUGUGUGUGGCGGGUUAACAAAGGAUGGAUAUCUUACUGAUGUUGUAUUGGGAUUCAUUGGGACUUGACAGUGUAUCUCUAUCCAUGGAGUCCUUAUAUUUUACUGUACAGUAUAUUUUCUAUCACAGCCAAUGGUCAAUAGCCAAUCAGAAUAAACCUUUAACCAAUGUGUGCCAUGUUUUAGUGUGUAAGGUCAGGAUGCCAGCUGCCAGAGUGUCAUAGUGUAUAGUAAGAGGGCUUAUUGUGAUGAUGAGCCCAGAGCACACAGAACUAAUACCGUAGUGGUAAGAAGGAUACACACAGGGUAUCAAAAUGCUGCUAACUUCCCCCAAAUUCCCCGGUUUUCCAGAAAUCCUUGUUGGAAGUUCCUGGAAUUAGGAGGGAAUAAGCAGGAUAUCCUGGAAUCCUCUUACUGGGAUUUCUGGAAAACUGGGGAAUUUGGGGAAAGUUAAUGGAAUUUUUCCAACCCUUAGCUACCUAUAUAACCAGGAUUGAGUAACAUUGCCGUCAAGGACUGGCUUUCAGCGGGUUUCGACAGGCUAUCAGCCUAGGACAAAUACAACAUGAUGUUUAUCAGAACUGGGUUGUUUUAGAUUGAAAUAAUCCGAGUCUAUUAACCAAACUAAAGGAAAUGUUUGUGUGACUUCAUUUUAGUAUUUUUUUUAUGACUUAAGUGAUGUAUUUGUUGGUUAUUUUUUAUGACUUUACAUUCUGGUCCGAUAUUACACUGACAUAUCUCCACCACUGCUUUUGAAAGAAAGGUCAGUUUACUUGGGCAAAAACGUUAUGCGUUGGUCUACGGGCGUCAGGUAGCCUAACCGUUAAGUGCAUUAGGCCAGUAACUGAAAGCUUGCCGGUUUGAAACCCUGAGCCGGCGCGGUGGAAAAAUCUUCUAUUCUGCCCUUGAGCAAGGCAGUUCACCUGCAACAUCUAUUCCCCAGGCGCCAUGGAAGUCGAUUAAGGCAGCCCCCACUGCACAUCUCUGAUACAAAGGGUUUGGUUUAGAUGUGGAAGACACGGUUGAAUGCGUUCAGUAGUGCAACUGACUCGGUAUCACCUUCUGGGAUGCAGCUUGACUCCUUAUGUGUUGCGUUGUGCGAAACCAGAGUUGACGAGGAAAGAGGACAAAAAAAGGAGGGAAAGAGAAUUCCUGGAAACACUUUAGCAUAGAGUUCUGGAAAGCAGCACAUUACCUCAACUCAAUGUACAUGUGCCAAUAACACUCUACAUGCUCUAAUAUCCUCGAUGAGAAUAUAUGGCACACAUUUCGCUUAUACUACUCAUAAAUAAUAAAACUAUUGUUGAAGUCACUGGACUUUUCUUUUUAUUGAUAUGGAUUGCAUUUGUACGCUCUGGUUGCUUCUAAUUCCAUUUGUCUACCAAAUGAUCAAAGCAAAACAAUCUACAUGACUCAGCAAGUACAAAGUCGACAAAAUCCUUUUGUGAAGAAUUCUCCAGCUUUAAACUAAAGAUUUACUCUUAGUGAGAAUUAGUGAGCUGUUUAGAACAAAUGCCACAUGCUAUAGUUUAUGUCCAUAGGUUUUCCCUCUGCAUCUCCCUUUUCUGUAUCCUGUUUAAUCUCCCUCUCGGCUCCCUCUGCAAUGUGAAUGAUCACCACAUGCCUCUUCUUCCAUAGGUGAUUUAGACGGGAGUCAUUUUCUACUGACCCUCUCUGCUUUGUAGUUUUUAUAAAAAAAAUAAUUUCACGUUUAGCUUUUUUCUCUCUCCAUUUUGUACAUUUCUGGAUAGUUUCUAAAACUUUGUAAGCUACACAUUUGAUGUAUCUGCUUUCUUCUACAAGAAACAACAAUGUACAAAUAUUAUUGAUGUUGUCAUUACGUUGUCAUUCUAUUAAAGCAAUUUAUUUAU
This is a messenger RNA of Oncorhynchus gorbuscha (pink salmon), 4143 nucleotides long. Its product is annotated as transcription factor SOX-10-like. The record is from RefSeq and is a predicted model, not a curated record. Bases 519 to 2009 code for a protein of 496 amino acids. Gene Ontology annotation, biological process: peripheral nervous system development; neural crest cell migration; enteric nervous system development. Gene Ontology annotation, cellular component: nucleus. The transcript is spliced from 4 exons. NCBI's taxonomy places the organism in Eukaryota, Metazoa, Chordata, Actinopteri, Salmoniformes, Salmonidae. Gene Ontology annotation, molecular function: RNA polymerase II cis-regulatory region sequence-specific DNA binding; DNA-binding transcription factor activity, RNA polymerase II-specific.